AUGAAUCUAAAAAGUGUCCAUCUACUUUUUGUCCUCGUCGUUCUUCUUGGAUUCCAGCAGGUCAUCUUAACAACUCUUUCAAUAUCCGAUGACCAUCGGCAGUGCGGAUUUUUAAAUGAGGAGGAAGACCUCUGUGCGUCCUAUUGUUACAAUCCCUUAAAGCUUGCUCUUGGUUAUAUCGUAGAGCUAAAGGAAAAGAACAAGGAGCUCGAACAAUCUCAUUCGGACAAGUAUAAUGAUCGACUAAGUGGAGCAUCUCAAAAGGAGAUAGACACUUUGAAGAAGGAAAUACAGCAACUAAAAGAAAAUCUAGAACAUUUAAACAAUUUUCAACGUCAAGCAGCAAAAGAUAAAGACGAAAGCAUCGCUGAGCAAAAUAUUUUAAAAAGUAAAAUUGAACGAAUAUUGACAGAUAAGAAAGAUGAAAAAGAUGAGAAAGAGAUGCAGAGGGCUAAAGAUGACAAAAUUCAGAUAGAAACGAAAUUAAAAUUAGAAACUGAAAAUGUGCGCCUAAAAGUUCAUCUAGAUGAAGAGACAAAGAAACUUGAGUCGCAAAAAAAGCAAUUAGAAGAUUAUCAGGCUAAAGAAAUGGAAUAUAGCAAAGAAAUUAAUGAAUUAAAUUCAAAAGUAUUAUCUUUAGAGAAGGUAUUCAGGGAUAGAUUUUCAAAAAAUGGUUGCAAAGGACUGUCAUCAGGAAUUCAUAAAAUUGAUAUACCAGGAGUCGAUCUAAUUUCUGCUGUCUGUGAGGGAAAUAUAGAAGGUGGUGGAUGGAUAGUGAUUCAUAAACGAUUUGAUGGAAGCGUAAACUUUCGUAGAAAUUGGUCUGAGUAUCGUAAUGGUUUCGGCCACAUGGACGGGGAAUUUUUCAUUGGGCUGGAAAAUUUGCAUCGCAUCACAAAUUCCAAAACCUAUGAACUUUACGUGCAACUAGGAUAUUACGAUGGAAGAAUACUAUUUGCCAGUUAUGACAAUUUUAAAAUUGGUGAUGAAGGUAAAAAUUAUAGGUUAGAUUCGUUGGGAAAGUUUAGAGGAACAGCUCCAAAUAAAAUGGACUACAAUGUACACAACCCAUUUUCAACUAUUGACCGUGAGAACGCUCGCCUGCCUCAUUGUGCUUCCUAUUUGAGUGGCUGGUGGCACAAUGCUUGUAGCAACGCCGCGCUCAAUGGAAAAUAUGAAAGAAAGACAGGCUGCGAUUAUGAUGUUAUGAGCUGGUCGUGCGUAUCUCUCAAAUCUGCCCAGAUGCUCAUCCGACCAAAAUAGAUCCGACCAUCUAGAAUUUAACUCGAAUCCGGCUGGAAUAUGCAAUAUCAACAAAAUUAUAUAUUUUAAAUUCAAUAAAAGAAAAAGUUACUUUUCUGGUCAGAGACCUUUCUUGCGGAGCAAA
Drosophila willistoni is the source of this 1387-nucleotide messenger RNA. Its product is annotated as fibrinogen-like protein 1. The record is from RefSeq and is a predicted model, not a curated record. The coding region runs from base 1 to 1263 and encodes 420 amino acids. Lineage: Eukaryota; Metazoa; Arthropoda; Insecta; Diptera; Drosophilidae. The transcript has 3 exons.